GUCUCUUUCCCUCUCGAUGAUCGAAGGGGAUGCAGCAAGGUCGUCAAUGGCGAUGGGAUCGAUGGCUCUUCGAUCUACCUCCGUGGACAACGAUGAGGUGCUCAAGAAGAGAACCGAUUGCCCCUUUUUCAUCACAUCCCCUCCAACCUGUCAUAAGGGUAGUGAAUGUGAGUUUCGUCAUAGUGAGACUGCCAGACUCAAUCCAAGAGAGUGCUGGUAUUGGCUGAAAGGGAACUGCCUAAACCCUACCUGUGCAUUUCGACAUCCACUGCCACAUGCUCCUGCUUCUGUAAAUAAGUUAAAUACCCCUUGCUACUUCUUCUUCAAUGCGAUUUGCAUAAAAGGUGACUGGUGUCCUUUUAUGCAUGAUACUUCUUCUGACCAAAGAAUUAAAAAACAAUUUCCCGAUACUGCCAGCAUCAAAGCUCCUGAAACUAAAACAUCCAUUGGGAGUGACACUGGACCAGCAACAGUGGAGGUCCCAGCAAAUCCUCUUGAGAGCACCUCUGAACUUAACAAACAUUUCUACCCAGAAGAAGUCCUUGGAGAUCCUGCACCUGUGAAUGUUUUUGAGGAUUCUCGCGCUUCUGCAGAGUCAUCAAUGCCUGAACUUGAAGAUCCUACCUUAAAGCUGCCUGAGAACUCACUUUCCCCUGUUGAACAUGUAAAUGGUCUUUCAACUAUCAUGCCAGAUCAGAGUUCAGAGGAGCUCAUGAAGGAAUAUGCUGAGUCAGAUGAAGGGUAUAUGUCUUCAUCUGGUUUUGAUGUGCUUGUGGAUGAUGGUUCAGAGCUAGUCUAUGGGAAUGACACAGACUACUUGCCUUUUCAUGAAAAGGACUCUGAAAGGCUCCAUGGUCAUAUUCUCCAGUAUGAUUUUGAAGGUUCAGCUGGCUGUGUUCCUCAGAAUUACACUGAUACUGGUUAUUAUGAGCAUGAUAUUUUUGAGGCUUAUGAUCAUUUGGGUGAAAGGUAUAUACCUGACUAUUACCACAGAGUUUUGGAGAACCCAAGGGAGAGUGAGAGCGAGAGGGAAGAGAGGGAGAGGGAGAGGCUUGCGCUACCAAUGUAUUAUCAUAAAAGAGAACCACUGCCUAGGGAGCAUGCAAUGGGCUCCAGGAAUGCUGUGGAUCUUCGGGACCAUCUGAAGAAAAGGAGAAGGAUGGAAGAUCCCCUACCUUUCUACCACUCAAGAAGGCACCUUUCUUAUCGGGAUCAACAAAGUAGCAGGGAAAGGCCUGCCAGGCACUUGCGUGAUAGGAGGUUGGCGUCUGAGGUGGGGAAAACCAUGACUGACUCUUCUGUUAGUGAGAUCAAGUCUGUGUUGGAUAAUGGCCAUAGGGAAAGAAGUUCAGGGUAUCCCCAGUUUAAUAGGCAUGGGAGGUCCAGGCUAGGGGAGAGGGGAAGUAGGAGGCGCAUGAAGGCUCCAUCAGCUUUCUCUUCCAAGAACCUGAAAGCUACUGUGUCAAAGGAGUCAAGAGAUGCAUGUGCUCCAGCUGAUUUUAGUGGGCCUAAGACUCUUGCAGAAAUUAGAGAAGAGAAGACUAGAAUGCAAUCGCCUGGCAGUCAUCUAGGAGAUCCAGGUACCCCCCAUCAUAGAAGGAUUGCCUCUGUUGAUUUUGAGGGUCCGAAACCUUUGACUGAACUCCUGAAGGAGAAGAAAAGACCUCUGCCAGUGAGUCAAAAUUCUCACAGCAAAGGUUCCGCAUCAGCAAAGGAAGGUUGCAAUGAGCGGAUCAGUUCACAGAAUGAUCCAAGAGUUUUUGAAGCCAAUUUGGGUGAAGAUGACAACAUGUGCUAUAAGUCAACUGUUGAGAAACAGAAUGGAGAAUACGAGAGUGAUUCCUUAGAUGAUCUUGAUGAUGAUGAAGAAGAUAGCCUCAGGAAGAAACUAGCUCACAUAUUCGCAUAGUAGCUUGUCUGGACAAAUUAUCAUCCCUUCCAUAAUCUUUUAGGUGGCUUGGUAUAAACCAGUUUUGAGGCAGAAGAGCGUCAACAAUGAUUUUCCAUUUUGCUGAAAAAUCUUGCCGGAUUGAAUAUGUUUUUACCGUUCAAAGCUGCUGAUUAUUUUUUGUGUCAUGCAGCCCUUUUUUUGAAUUUAUUGUUUCAUAGAGAUGCCAUCCCGCAAAUUAUAUUGCUGUUCAGUUGAGCUCUAUCUUAUGCAAUUGGAGUCUGCAUUUCUCAUCUUCUUUACCUGUUUCUUUCAUUUUAUCUAUUUGUUCCUCUUUAAUUGUUCAUCUUCUUUCCAUGUAAGAAAUUUUGCAACAGUGUAGAUCUCAUAUAAAUUAUAUGUUUGUGUUGAUACA
This is a messenger RNA of Dioscorea cayenensis subsp. rotundata (Guinea yam), 2303 nucleotides long. Its product is annotated as zinc finger CCCH domain-containing protein 34-like. NCBI's taxonomy places the organism in Eukaryota, Viridiplantae, Streptophyta, Magnoliopsida, Dioscoreales, Dioscoreaceae. The coding region runs from base 17 to 1909 and encodes 630 amino acids. The record is from RefSeq and is a predicted model, not a curated record. The transcript is spliced from 3 exons. Gene Ontology annotation, molecular function: metal ion binding.